Messenger RNA from Micromonas pusilla CCMP1545, 753 nucleotides. RefSeq lists its product as uncharacterized. Bases 1 to 753 code for a protein of 250 amino acids. The record is from RefSeq and is a predicted model, not a curated record. Lineage: Eukaryota; Viridiplantae; Chlorophyta; Mamiellophyceae; Mamiellales; Mamiellaceae. Gene Ontology annotation, molecular function: carbon-sulfur lyase activity. The transcript has a single exon.
AUGUCCUCGGCGCUCGCGGCGUCGCGGCUCGUCCCGCCGUUCGCGCGCCGGCUCCUCGUCCUCCCCAACGCGCGUCCUCCCCGCGUCGUCGCCGCGUCCUCCGCGUCGUCGUCCUCGUCGCGCGCGGGCGUCGUCGCGAUGAUUUCGGCGUCGUCGAGAGCGACCUCGGCGGACGCGUCGCCGACCGAAACGGAAACGCGCUCGGGGAGCUGCUUCUGCGGCGCGAUCGUCGUCGCGCUGACCGGGACCCCCGCCGCGGUGUCGAUAUGCCACUGCGUGAACUGCCGGAAGCUCUCCGGCGCGCCGUUCACCGCGCAGGCGCUCGCGAAGGCGACGGCGGUGGAGGUGCGGUCGGCGCGCGACGCGGAGAUGGAUCAGAUGGUUUUCUCGCCCGGCGGCGACGCGGACGCGUACCUCACCGCGUUCAGCUCGUCCGCCGCGGUGGACCGGUACCGGUGCAAGGAGUGCGGCUCGCCCGUGUACGCGAGCUUAGCGAAGGGGAAGAUGGCGGCGGUGCCGUUGUCGAUGUUGGACGGCGGCGGCGGCGACGGCGGCGGCGGCGGCGGCGACGGCGGCGGCGGCGGCGGCGAGGCGGCGGCGGCGGCGAAAUCGAACGCCGAAUCGCUGAGGCCCACGCAUCACAUGUACUACGCGGACAGGAUCGUGGACGUCCCGGACGACCUUCCGAAGUACGUCAAGAGCGCGGCGAGAGACGCGAAGAUGUGGACGGGGGUGGAAGACGACUCGCGAUGA